UUUCCAACCAAAUUUCAAUGGAAGCGGGAAGAAGCUUUCUCCGGACUAGUCCUCUUCCAUGGGCACCCAAACGCACUCUCCCUCGUCGCUUCGACCUCGCUCUUCCUCACAUCGUUAGGGCUUCUUCUUCUUCUUCUACAGAGAAACGUUACAGAGGACCAAAGCCGACGAAGGACUGGGUCGCCGAUUGGGUCUCGAAGAACGACGACCUAGUUCGGAGCCUACCGAUAUACGUCGGAGGCGUCUCGCUCUUGGCCGUUCUCUUCAAUCGCACGCUCUCCGGCAUUGCUCCGGUCGCCGAUGCCAGCAGUUCGCAGUCGAGAGCUGAUCUCUUGACCCUUGGAUUGGCUGUUACCAAUAUUCUAGCCGGUCUGGUAUGGCUGUCUAUCAGACCGAAAACUAUUUCCAUUGUAGACCCUGAAGGGAUCGAAUGCCAAAUAGUUAAUCCUGAUCUUCCAAACCCCGUAGUUUCCGAGUUACUCUGGUUUUGGCAGUCUCUCUCCGACGUGACAUGUUGCAGGUCUCUUGUUAUUGUUUAUAAUAGCAGUUGUAUUAUUCAGCUGGGUUUCGCAGCCGAAUCCUUGAAAAGCGAUAGAAAGCCUGCUUCUGUGGAUGCUAGUAAAUUGGUGCAAGGAUCACUUUAUCAUGGUGUCAUGAAAUCAGGAGCUCAGAGCUACUUGGCCAACCUAUCUCUUUAUCCUGGAAAGUCUGAGCUGCCAUUUCUGCCGUCAAAUACACAGGCAGCCAUUCUGCAGCCACUUGGAGAAAAAGGAAUUGCAGUAAUUGGUGGCGACACAAUUAGGGGUUUCACAACCUCUGAUCAGGCUUGGAUAUCAUUGAUUGGAGAGAAGCUGGAUGCUACUCUGGCAAAAUAUUUGGAUAAUCUACCAUUUGCCAUGCUAGAUCGCGUUUGAAAAUAAUGUACCGUAAGUUUGCAAAUAUAGUACGAGUUUUACAGCGGUUAACCUUA
Molecule: messenger RNA, 970 nt
Organism: Morus notabilis
Lineage: Eukaryota; Viridiplantae; Streptophyta; Magnoliopsida; Rosales; Moraceae
Product: protein COFACTOR ASSEMBLY OF COMPLEX C SUBUNIT B CCB4, chloroplastic
Exons: 7
Coding region: 18-914 (298 amino acids)
Biological process (GO): cytochrome b6f complex assembly
Cellular component (GO): chloroplast
Source: RefSeq, a predicted model, not a curated record